AUAUGAUAAGAAACUUUUUGAGGUCCCAGAUUUAGACCUAGAUGUAGACGUAAGUCCAUGUCUAGUUGGAGACUUUAACGAUGUGUUGCCAGGAAAUGUCUGCAGUGCUGUGUCUACUGGUGGUCUGCUUUCUCCAAGUCAACAAAGUCACAGCGACGGACAAACGUGCUGCUGUUUGUUUUGAUAGACUUGGCUGCUUUGCUACUGAAGGUCCAUUUGGUAUAAGUUUAGAAAGACCUUUGGUAUUGCCUCCGGAAAGACCAGAACAAAUAGGAACCAUAUUCCAACUCUAUACAAGAGACAGAUCCAAUUCCUCACUCAAUCUUCCAGCAACACGUCUAGAUGACCUGACUACAGUGUGGGCUCAAUUUAAAAACAAACCAACCAAAAUUUUGUCUCAUGGUUUUAUCGAUAAUUCUAAUGAAACUCCUUAUCAAAGGAAUCUGAAGGACGAGUUACUGGCACAUGGUGACUAUAAUGUCAUUAUUGUGGACUGGUCAAAAGGGAACUCUCCACCCUACACCCAGGCAACAGCCAACACGAGAGUCGUGGGCGCUCAGAUAGGCUUGUUGGUAGAUGAACUCAUAAAAAAAAAAGGUAUGUCUGCUUCAGACUUUCAUCUCAUUGGUCACAGUCUUGGAGCUCAAAUUUCUGGUUAUGCAGGAGAACGAAUACCUGGUUUAGCACGCAUAUCUGGCAUCGAUCCUGCUGGCCCCUACUUUGAGAAUACAGAUCCUGUAGUAAGACUUGACCCAACCGAUGCUGUCUUUGUAGAUGUCAUACAUUCUGAUGGAGCACCAUUAGGACUGCUAGAACUAGGUCUGGGUACCAAGCAAGCUGUAGGCCAUCUUGACUUUUUUCCAAAUCUUGGUCGAGACCAGCCCGGCUGUACAAGAAAUCCUUUCACACAAAUAUCUCAAUGGGGAUUGGUGGAAGGUUCUAUAGAGACAUUGAUUUGUAAUCACAUGAGAGCUUUUCAUUACUAUGUAGAAAGUAUAAACACCAGAUGUCCAUUUGUUGGUUAUCCGUGUAACAGUGAACAAGACUUCACUAAUGGUGUGUGUAAUGUUUGUGGUACUGGAGGAUGUCCCUACAUGGGUUUUCAUGCUGACAGAAGCAAACCAAGCCCAGGACAACGACGUAAAAUUUAUCUGACAACAGACAACCACCGACCAUUUUGCAUGUAUCAUCUUGAACUGACAGUAAAGAUGAGUUCUAUAAGUGGUCAGUCAGAGCAAGGAUAUAUUACUGUAGAUAUAGUGGGCGAUCAAGGCAGUACUAACGAUGUUCGUCUAAAUUCUGUUGUGACGGAAUUUGAAGUCGGGAAAGAAUAUCAUUUCUCUGUGCCCACUCCAUCAGACAUUGGCAAUGUUCAGUCGGUGAAAUUUUCCUUCGUACAAGUUCCUCCACUUCUGAAUGUGUUCCAGUGGAAUCUUCUUGGCCUGAGACAUCCAAAACUUUAUAUAGAUGAGAUUGAUGUCUUCUUUCAAGAACAAAACAAAAAAUUGCGUUUUUGUUCUACUGGUUUGAGUGUAGAAACUGACCAUUCAGUGACCAUCUCUAGACAGUGUUAAAUUGCCAACUAUCAACUGCUGUUAUAUUCUUAAUAUCUGAUAUCUUACAUCUUGCUAGCAAAAAAAAAGUUUUGUUUGAAAUUUUAAAAAAUAAUUAAACUCCGCAUAAAUGAAUAAA
This is a messenger RNA of Biomphalaria glabrata, 1692 nucleotides long. Its product is annotated as pancreatic triacylglycerol lipase-like. The record is from RefSeq and is a predicted model, not a curated record. Bases 81 to 1574 code for a protein of 497 amino acids. NCBI's taxonomy places the organism in Eukaryota, Metazoa, Mollusca, Gastropoda, Planorbidae. Gene Ontology annotation, molecular function: triacylglycerol lipase activity; protein binding. Gene Ontology annotation, biological process: lipid metabolic process. The transcript is spliced from 12 exons.